Onychostoma macrolepis is the source of this 5304-nucleotide messenger RNA. It is a transcript of the gene cntn3a.1, whose product is annotated as contactin 3a, tandem duplicate 1. Gene Ontology annotation, molecular function: protein binding. Bases 1210 to 4296 code for a protein of 1028 amino acids. Gene Ontology annotation, cellular component: plasma membrane; axon. NCBI's taxonomy places the organism in Eukaryota, Metazoa, Chordata, Actinopteri, Cypriniformes, Cyprinidae. Gene Ontology annotation, biological process: cell-cell adhesion; axon guidance. The record is from RefSeq and is a predicted model, not a curated record. The transcript has 23 exons.
AAUGUACAGUUUGUUAAUUUUGUCCAAAGCAUACUGUCAAAGUAAAUUCAUCAUUCAGCUGAACUGAGCACAUUUAUUUUAGACACUUCAUGUCUUUUUCAAUUCAUGCGAUGAAUGCAUGUGCCUGCUGAGCAGUGAGCUAUGACUAAUUUCACGGGCAAAGCAGACAAAAUUACUAUUUAAAAAUCAAUCAUAGCUAUAGAAAUUUAUCGUAAUUUUUUACAAAUAAAGCUUCAUAUUAUGAGAAGGAUACUUUCUAUGACCUUUAUAUCCUGCAGUCAUGGCGAGAUUAGGUUCCUUCGAUCUAAAAAAACAAGAAUCGAAAAAGAAUUGAAAACAACAGAGGAAUUGAUUCUCGGAAUCGAAUCCCAUCGAUUCCAGAACCAGGAAUCGGAAUCGGACUCGAUUCCAAAAAUUUCGGAAUCUUACAGCCCUAGAAAAUAGAGAAGGAUAGGGGGAGGCUGAGGGAUGCCGAGAGAUUAGUCACCAGGAUGGAGCAAUGGCUGCUGCUUAUACGCCCGUAGCGAUGAUUGACAGUACUGAAUGAUUAGGCUCCUCCCGAAUCUAUGUUUGGAACUUGAUUUCGUGUGGUUUGGUACUAAAUGCAUGUAUUCUUGAGUGGCUUGCUGUUGAGUGUACAUUGGUUGUACACACAUUAUUGAGGUGCAUUGUAGGAUUAAACGAGUUCACUAUCGAAAAUGUUGACUACAGUAUCGGACGCCACUGCAAAUAGCUAUCCCAUCCAAAUGUGUACUAUAUAAGGGUAUAGGGUGUGAUUAAUUCAAGAACGGAAAAAGUAUGAGGGAAUCAUUGAAUCACUCACUCAAGCAUUUGUUUAAAGAUCAUUCUUUCAGGAAGUAAACAUUGUUUGCAGCUUAUUGAUUUGGAAAUAUUUAUGUUGGCAGAGCAAAGAACACAAUUUAACUAGCAAUACUGUCUCUAAAAUGUGUUUACCUUUUAUUAAUUUACACAUUAACUGUUCACUGAACUUUUACAAGGAAAAUCUCUAUUGGAAUUGUUCACUGUAUCUCUCCGAGUGUCUGCAUUUAGCAAUAUCAACAUGCAAAGUUGAUUCUGCUCUUGGAACUAUUUUGUUGGCAGAACAAAAGGAAACAAAACAGCCGGGCACAGAGGAUCAAGUCUGGACAAAGACGGCAUUCUAUUUACCCUCAAUUGAAUGUGAGCUCUCGCUGACCUCCAAUAUUUAAAAUGGGGUUGUCAUGGAAACUGCUGGUGCUGCAAUUAUUCAUGGGAUGCCUUUCAGAAGGCAGCGGUCCUCUGAGGCCAGUAUUCACCAAACAGCCGGGAAGUAUUGUAUUCCCUCUCCAUCUUAAUGAGCCCAGUCGGGAGGUCACCUUCAGCUGUGAAGCCCAGGGACAUCCGCCCCCGUCCUACAGGUGGAAAAUGAACGACAGCUUCAUUUCCCCUCAACCUGGCUCUCGAUACAGCAUCUCAGGAGGAAACCUUCGAAUCAGCCAGCUCAAUAAGGAAGAGGAUGCUGGUAUUUACCAAUGUCUGGCCUCCAACUCUUUCGGGACCAUUCUGAGCAGAGAAGCUAGUCUUCACAUUGCUUAUCUGGAGGAGUUUAAAACCCAGAGGAGAAGUCCAGUGAGUGUCAGAGAGGGGCAAGGUGUGGUUCUUCUCUGUGGCCCUCCAGCCCAUAUGGGAGAGUUGACCUUUUCUUGGAUCUUCAACGAAUAUCCCUCAUUCGUGAAGCAAGACACGCGGCGCUUUGUGUCACAGAAAACAGGCAACCUGUACAUCGCUAAAGUGGAGCCCUCAGAUGUGGGAAACUACACCUGUGUCGUGACUAAUACUGUGACUCAAAGCAGAGUGCAGGGGCCUCCUACAUCACUCGUACUCCGCAGUGAUGGCAUUAUGGGAGAAUAUGAACCCAAAAUUGAGGUCCAAUUUCUAGAAGUUUUGGCUGUUGCCAAAGGAUUGACAGUCAAACUGGAGUGCUUCGCUUUGGGAAAUCCAGUACCUACUAUCACCUGGAGAAGACCAGAUGCAGUUCCUUUUCCCAGAAAAGUGGAUGUUGGCAAAUCCAGUGGCGUGCUGGAGAUCCCUUAUUUCCAACAGGAAGAUGCAGGACCAUAUGAAUGCACAGCUGAGAACUCCAGAGGCAAAAACACAGUGAAGGGGCGACUCUCUUUCUACGCACCCCCUCAUCUGGUGGAGAAACCUCAGGAUGUGCAGAAAGCCAUUGAUGAAUCUCUGCUGUGGGAGUGUAAGGCGAGCGCCAAGCCCAAACCAUCCUACAGGUGGCUGAAGAACGGAGAGCCGCUCGAGUCCUUUGAGGACAGAAUCCAGGUGGUAAACGGGGCAUUAUCCAUCAGCAGUCUGACCCUGUCAGAUACUGGGAUGUACCAGUGUAUCGCUGAGAACCGUCACGGCAGAUUGUUUGCCAACUCUGAACUCAAAGUCAUUGCAGUGGCACCAGAUUUCUCCAAUAGUGUGCUAAAGGCACAGACACUGGCUCGGCAGGGUGGAGAUGUUUUGAUUGAGUGCAGGCCCCGCAUGUCUCCGCGCGGGAUGAUCUCCUGGAGGAAGGGCAAAGAGGCCCUGCGAGAGAGCCACAGAGUCUCCGUGCUGGAUAAUGGCAGUCUCCGGAUAUCCAACAUCACCAAACUUGAUGCAGGACUUUACACUUGUGUGGCAAGAAACCAGUUCGGAGUGGCAAGCAGUGCAGGCACACUAGUGGUGAAAGAGCCGACUAUCAUCACUUCUAAAGCCACCCAGCUGGAUGUUACAGUGGGAGAGAGUGUUGUUAUUCCAUGCCAGGUGUCUCGUGACCCUUCCCUGGAUGUGAGAUUCACAUGGUUUUUCAAUGAGCAGCUGAUCAAUUUUGGAAGCCAUGGGGGAUAUUUUGAAAAAGUUGGUGGGACAUCUGCUGGUGACAUUAUGAUUCGUAACAUUCAGCUAAGGCAUGCAGGAAGAUACACAUGUGCCGUACAGACUAAAGUGGACAGUGCGUCUAUAGCGACAGAUGUUGUGGUACGAGGUCCCCCUGACCCACCGCUGAAUAUUAAAGUUGAUGAAGUGACAGAGACAAUGUCCUUUGUGUCCUGGAGUCCAGGCCCUGAUAACCACAGUCCUGUCUUUGCUUACAACAUUCAGAUCCGAAGCCCUUUCUCUCUCGGAUGGCAGGCAGCCAAAACAGUGCCAGAGUCUCUGGGAGGGCAGCAGCUGACAGCCCGUGUGGUGGAGUUGAGUCCAUGGGUUGAAUAUGAGUUCAGAGUGCUGGCCACUAACUCCAUAGGCACCGGGGAACCCAGCAAACCCUCACAAAAAAUCAGAACCAAGGACACAUUGCCAAGGACGACCCCAGCCAGAGUCAGUGGAGGAGGUGGCAGUCGCUCAGAGCUUGUCAUCACUUGGGAGCCAGUCCCAGAAGAGUUGCAGUGUGGUCCAGGGUUCGGCUAUGUGGUUGCUUUUCGCCCUCUUGGUGGUCAAAGCUGGAUGCAGGCAGCCGUGACAUCUCCCGAUGCGUCCCGAUACAUCUUCAAAAACGAGAGCAUCCCUCCAUUCUCUCCAUUUCAUGUGAAAGUGGGAGUUUACAACAACAAAGGAGAAGGUCCUUUUGGACCUGUGACCACUAUAUACUCAGCAGAAGAGGAGCCAAGUCGCGCCCCCAGUCGCGUUCGUGCCAAGAGCCUGUCAGCCUCAGAAGUGGAGGUCAGCUGGAAGCCUUUACCAUGGAGCACCAGUAGGACACGCAUAAUGGGCUAUGAGCUGAGGUACUGGAAUACAGAGGACAGACCGGACACAGCCAGUGUGAUGAGGACUGUGGGAAACAGGACGUCUGCUGCCAUUCGUGGACUGGACCCCAGCAGUACAUACUACAUCAAACUCAAAGCCUAUAACAGUGCUGGUGUUGGACCCGAUAGUGCUGUGGUGAAUGUCACCACUAAGAGACCCCCACCGAGUCAGUCUCCAGUGAAAGUCACGUGGAAUACUACAGACUCUAAACUCAUCCUCAAGUGGGAUCAUGUCAAGUCUCUGGAGAAUGAGUCUGAAGUUAUGGGCUAUAAGGUCAUGUACAAGCAAAGCAGACAGAGUCGGCCCAGCGUGGUGGAGACUAACAGCACAUCUCUUGAGCUCUCCCUGCCUGUGGACGAGGAUUACAUCAUCCAGAUUAAACCAGUCAGCGAAGGUGGAGAAGGGAGCAGCAGCAAACAGAUUACCAUCCCCAGGAUAGCAGUUGCACAUGCGAUUGGAUUUGCCCCAGAGAGGAAAGCACUACCAGUCCUCAUAACACUAUCACUCUACUGUACGGACAGGACUUUCUUAUGACAGAUGAACUGAACUCUACUGCGGAGAGAACAGUACAAACAUCUACAAGUGGAUCCACUUGUCUUUUUCCAGUAUGUUUUACAAAUGAGACUCUUCAGAAGGAACGUUUUCCUCUCGCUUUUUAAAAGAGGACGUUUGCUAAUCUGGUUUUGAUCACUGACACCAAAGUUGUCGAGACAGUGGAGAAGGAGCUGUUGCAUUUUUUGGGAUAAACGUAUCGACAGAUGUUACCUUAGUGGUUUCCAACCAGGAACUGGAUAUUCAAGGGCAUAAGAUUACAUAAAGUUCACGCUUAAGGAUUCACUUACAAGGACAUCUGUUUGGAUAAGAUGAAUCCAUAUUCAUCCAUUAGACGUUGGCAGUGGAGAACCACACAAAUGCCUUUUCCAUAGGAAGCUUAGGAAUACUUAAUGAACUCCUUUGAAGAGAUCCCUACUGCCAUACCUCACAGACACUUUCAUUGUAAGACCAUCGACCCAUUUAAUCAGCUGUCCUCAAAUCAGACAGAGUUUACAGUCCCCGGUGUUGACAUGCCCCCCCCACACCCCCCACCCCCGUCUGUUUGAAAGAUGAAACUAAUGCUGCUGGCCUUACUUAUACAGUAAAAGAGCUCUCUGGCUGUCUCGAGCUGGUUGUUCCUUCAGUCAUGCACUGAGAUCUUUGUUUUGCUAGUGUGUGUGUGCCUCUUUAAUGGGAAACAGUAUGUAAAAUAUUCUCAGGACCAGAACAGCCUUAAAUAGUUGUCUUGUUUUCUUUUCUGAUUUAGUUUGUUCAUUUACAAUUCCAUUAUUUGAUUAUGUAUAACAGAUAUUUUGAUUGUAAAAGACCAGCGUUUCAUUUUCCGUUAAGGUGCUUUCUAUAGGUGAUAGCUGUGAUCAUUAAAUACAUAGGACAUAAUGCUUAUGUUACAUUUUCAAGCUGUUUAGCAUGAACUGGCUCUGUAGUGGCUUGAGAUACAGUAUUUGAAUGGACUGUCUGCUUUUAAUAAAUGAAGGAACACAAGUAAUG